AUGGCGAGUUUUAAGUCUUCAUCUCUAUGGGGUCAUGUUGUUACUUUAAAGUUAGAAACCAACAUGAGAGCGCGCCUCCAUGAGGAUCCAUUAUCAGAAGAUUUCGCAAGGGACAUUCUGCUUCUUGGCAAUGGUGAAGUCCCAGAAGACGGAAAUGAAGACGUUGACAUAAGUAACAUUUGCACAAUAGCCAGUACUAUCCAUAGUCUUCAGGACCAGGUCUUCCCAGGCCUAGAGGUCCACAACGGAGAUCUAAAUUGGCUUUGCCAAAGAGCCAUUUUGGCUCCUAAGAACGUUGCAGUCAGUGCAAUCAACAACAGCCUCUUACUGCGUUUGCCUGGGGACGUGACAGUCUAUAAGUCAGUAGACACCAUUCCCAAUCAGGAUGAGGUAGUUGAUUACCUCACUGAAUUUUUGAAUUCCUUGGAGCCUUCAGAUGUACCUCCACAUAUUCUUACUCCUAAAGUAGGUAGCCCUGUUAUGCUGAUAAGGAAUCUAAAUCCACCGAUGUCGAGCAACGGUACACGCCUUAUUACAAAAUUACUUCCCAAUGUCAUUGAAGCAACGAUUAUGACCGUCUGUGGUCAAGACGUCUUCCCACCGCGAAUUCCCCUUGUGCCUUCGGCUGCUGACUUACCAUUCACAUUCCGCAGAGUGCAGUUUCCGAUUAGACUCAGUUACACCAUGUCCAUUAAUAAGUCCCAGGGGCAGUCGCUGGACUUUACUUAG
Messenger RNA from Octopus sinensis (East Asian common octopus), 729 nucleotides. RefSeq lists its product as uncharacterized. The transcript has a single exon. NCBI's taxonomy places the organism in Eukaryota, Metazoa, Mollusca, Cephalopoda, Octopoda, Octopodidae. The record is from RefSeq and is a predicted model, not a curated record. The coding region runs from base 1 to 729 and encodes 242 amino acids.